Talpa occidentalis (Iberian mole) is the source of this 3729-nucleotide messenger RNA. RefSeq names its product plakophilin 2 (gene PKP2). Gene Ontology annotation, molecular function: cadherin binding; molecular adaptor activity; intermediate filament binding. The transcript has 14 exons. Gene Ontology annotation, cellular component: nucleus; plasma membrane; intercalated disc. The record is from RefSeq and is a predicted model, not a curated record. NCBI's taxonomy places the organism in Eukaryota, Metazoa, Chordata, Mammalia, Eulipotyphla, Talpidae. The coding region runs from base 332 to 2446 and encodes 704 amino acids. Gene Ontology annotation, biological process: intermediate filament bundle assembly; heart development; cell-cell adhesion.
ACUCUCCCAAGGAGACAAGUUACUGUCAUUAUACACAGAUAUUGGCCCCUGUGGGUUGGUAGAUUUAAAAGCUACUAUCUUCAGAGUUUCUCACUUUAAUCAGCUACAGACUGAAAAUGAAAAGGGAUCCUCUGGACAUUUCAUUAAUAAGCCAGAAGUGAUCAUCAGGUUGGAGCAGGAAGCAGAGCUGUGGACCAUAGAAGAACCCCCAGACCAGAGCCUCUCAGGGAAUCUCCACCGAACCAGCAGUGUGCCCGAAUAUGUCUACAAUCUACAUUUGCUUGAAAACAAUUUUACUGGAGGGCGAACCCCGGCCACCCUAACCUAUGACAUGCUAAAGGCGGGCGCCACUGCCACGUACGACAGCCGCUGGGGGCGCGCGCCAGGCUGGCACAGCUCGCAGCGCUCCGUGGAGGAGCGCGGCUGGCGGCAGCCACUGCGCAGGCUGGAGGUCUCGCCCGACAGCAGCCCGGAGCGCGCGCGCUAUGCGCACAGCCUGUGCGAGUCCCGCUGCGCCCCGCGCGGGCCCGGCCUGCGCACCCUGGACGCCCAGCGGACCCUGCUGAUGCCCCCACGCUAUGCGCGCUCGGAGGCGGCGGGGCUGGGCUUCUCCGGGACCGCCACCCGCACCCGCGGCACCUACCACGUGCAGCGGCGCCUGGGCUCCGCCGCCGACUGGGCCUUCGAAGGCCCGCGGCCCGGGACCAGCCACAGCCUGGGCGACCUCCUGGAGAAGGAGAACUAUGGGGCCGGCCGCCCGCGGCCGCAGCACACCCUCCAACACCGCGCCUUCCGCGCGUCCUGGCGCCAGAGCUCCUUCCACAGCGCAGGCUGCGCGCGGGAGGUCGGCCCCAGCGUGGGGGUGGACCCGAGCCGCCGCGCGCACAUGACAGCCGGACAAGUGGCCGCCGUGGGAGCGGGCUCCGCGCCGGUGGACCGGCCCGCGCUCCCUGACACCCCGCUCGGGAUCACGGACAUGGAGAUGACCCUGGAGCGAGCUGUGGGCAUGUUGGACACAGACCACACGCCGCCCGCCAGGAUCUGCGCAGCCGCCACCUUCAUCCAGCACGAGUGCUUCCAGAAGGCUGAGGCGCGCAAGAGGGUUAACCAGCUUCACGGUAUCCCCAAGCUCCUGCAGCUUCUCAAAGUCCAGAGUGAAGAUGUUCAGAGGGCGGCAUGCGGGGCCCUGAGGAACUUGGUGUUUGAGGAUAACGACAACAAGGUGGAGGUGGCCGAGCUCAACGGGGUCCCGCGGCUGCUGCAGGUGCUGAGGCAGACCAGAGACCUGGAGACCAAGAAGCAGAUCACAGGUUUGCUGUGGAAUUUGUCUUCCAACGACAAGUUGAAGAACCUAAUGAUAACAGAAGCCCUGCUCACCCUGACAGAGAACAUCGUCAUCCCCUUUUCAGGGUGGCCGGAAGGAGACUACCCCAAAGCCAAUGGUCUGCUUGAUUUUGACAUAUUCUACAACGUCACGGGAUGCCUGAGAAACAUGAGCUCUGCUGGCCCCGACGGCAGGAAGGUGAUGCGGAGGAGUGACGGGCUGAUCGACUCCCUGGUCCACUACGUCCGGGGCACCAUCGCCGACUACCAGCCAGACGACAAGGCCACGGAAAACUGCGUGUGUGUCCUGCACAACCUCUCCUACCAGCUGGAGGCCGAGCUCCCUGACAGGUACUCCCAGAACAUCUAUGUUCAGAACCGCACCGUGCAGGCAGACGACAACAAGAGCAUCGGGUGUUUCGGCAGCCGAAGCAGGAAAAUAAAAGAGCACUACCAGGACUUGCCGAUGCCCGAGGAGAAGAGCAACCCCAAGGGCGUGGAGUGGCUGUGGCACUCCAUCGUGACGCGGAUGUACCUGUCCCUGAUUGCCAAGAGCACCCGCAGCUACACGCAGGAGGCCGCCCUGGGCGCACUGCAGAACCUGACCGCGGGGAACGGGCCUAUGCCCACAGCAGUGUCCCAGACGGUGGUCCAGAAGGAGAACGGCCUGCAGCAUGCCCGGAAGACGCUGCACCUGGGUGACCCAGCGGUGAAGAAGGCCGCUGUCUGCCUGCUGCGGAACCUGUCCCGGAACCUCGCCCUGCAGAACGAGAUCGCCAAGGAGACACUGCCCGACUUGGUUUCCAUUAUCCCUGACACCGCCCCACGGACAGAGCUCCUCAUCGAGACCACAGCCUCCGCCUGCUACACCCUGACCAACAUCAUCCAGAACAGCUACCAGAAUGCGCGGGACCUUCUGAACACGGGGGGCCUGCAGAAGAUCAUGGCCAUCAGUGCCGGCGACAGCUACGCCGCCAGCAAGGCCAGCAAGGCCGCCUCCGUGCUCCUGUACUCUCUAUGGACGCACACGGAGCUGCACAACACAUUCAAAAAGGCUCAGUUUAAGAAGACAGAUUUUGUCAACAGCAGGACUGCCAAAGCCUACCACUCCCUGAAAGACUGAGGCAUGUGCCCCCAAUACCAGCCGCACUGUUCUCAGCCACCAAAAAAAUCCCGCCGGAAAAUACCUAUUUUUCUAUGACCCAGCCCAAGAAACGUCAAGAUAGCCCUGUUCCUUUCUUGCCUGUUGGCAUAGUCCCUGGAAUCCAGAAAACAGAUUGUCAGAAUAUAAUUUUAUCAGACUUCCAGAAGACAUUUGCAUGUCUGCACCAGCCGUGACACAGGCCAUGGGCCUGAUUUCACUUCCUACAAAUGGUCUCUGUGGCCGGGACAAUGGCAAUGGGACUCUUGGAAGCAAAGUGUAAAUCACAUGGAAUGGUCACGGACGGAGCCAGCCAGGAUGAGAGCUAUCCCAGCACUGGGACUUUGGAAGCCUGAUUUACAUUUAUAGCCUCUCUGGCUUCCACAUCCUGUGCCUCAUGCAAAUUGCCUCGCACUGAAAACAUGGCGUGUUUGAAACAGGAGUGGAUACCACCAGAAACAUCUGCAGAGCCCCUGGAGAAAACUUAAUGGCAAAACGAUUUGUUUACUUUCUGCUUCUCUUUAUCCUCUUAUUUUUUUCCCCCUCUUAUUUUCAAUGAAGAAAUUUAGAUCACAGCGUGCACGUGACAAUGAGAAAAAGAAAUUGAACAAGGAAGUGGCUGUAGCAUUUCAAGCAUCCUUCCCUGAGAAAGGCAGCUCGGGCUGUGACAUGCAGUGUUCCUUCUGAACACCAAGUCAGGGUGAUUUUUGCUCAAGGAAAUGCUUUGCCUGUAACAACACUAUUAAAUGUAAAUCUCCUGUUUGCUGGCACCUUCCAUGGGCUGGUGGAAGGACUGGCUCUGCCCUGUGGCUCCAGGAGGAACCAAGGCCUCACGUACUUGCCAACCCAGGUGACUGCAGACACAGCUGGGUUUAGGGUGUUGUUUUUCCAAGCAGUCCAGCUUUACGACUUGAAAAACAAACAGGAUCACAAAACCUCACUGUGUCUUCCUCAGGCCAUGGUUUUAAGUCAAGGAAACUCAAGAGAAGCAAAAUGAAGAAGUCAUGUUAAGGAAAAAGGUAUCUAGCCCAUGCAGAAGUGAAAAGGCCUAAUGCUGAAAAGGUAGAUGGCACCAUUUAUUGCAGCAAAUCUGUUUUGUUAUUUUAAGUGGAUUGUGAUGGACACCAUUGUGAAAUCAACUAUAAUUCUGUCAUGUUUGGCUUUGUUUAAAAAAAAAAAAUCUGACAGUGUUUGUUAUAAGAAAGUAAGAAGAAAAUUCUUCAGCUGCUUUUGUCCAGAAAAGUGUAACAGCAAAUAAAUUCUAA